UAGGCCAAUCCGUCCUCUCUCUCUCUCUCUCUCCCUCUCUCUGUGUCUCUCUCCUACUCUGAGACAGAGUCAGAACUCUUCUCCCUGACAGCCACAAACAUCUACAGCACUUAUUGCAUUCAGAGAGGGAACCUGCAAACAAAACUUCACAGAAAACUUUUGGUUCUUGUUCCAGAGAAUUUGCUGAAGAGAAGGAAAAACAAACAAACAAACAAACAAACUAAACCAGCCCCCAAAAAAACUGUUCGUGAAGGGGGAGGAAAAGCAGGGCCUUUUAAAAAGGGAAUCACAACAACUUUUGCUGCCAGGAUGCCUUUGCUUUGGAAGAGAGGAUUUCUGUUGGUGCUUUGCUGGAUUAUAGUGAGGAGUUCCCCAACCCCAGGAUCCGAGGGGCACAGCUCAGUCACUGACUGUCCAUCAUGUGCCCUUGCCACGCUCUCAAAGGAUGUGCCCAGCUCACAGCCUGAGAUGGUGGAAGCAGUAAAGAAGCACAUACUGAACAUGUUGCACUUGAGGGACAGACCUAAUAUCACCCAGCCAGUGCCCAAGGCAGCACUUUUAAAUGCCAUCAAAAAACUCCACGUGGGAAAGGUGGGAGAGGAUGGUUAUGUGGAAAUAGAGGAUGACGUUGGAAGAAGAGCCGAAAUGAAUGAAGUUGUGGAGCAAACAUCAGAAAUCAUCACUUUUGCAGAAUCAGGCACAGCCAAGAGAAUGUUGCACUUUGAGAUUUCCAAGGAAGGCAGUGAAUUAUCGGUGGUAGAGCAUGCUGAAGUGUGGCUCUUCCUGAAGGUCUCCAAGGCCAACCGGAGCAGGACAAAAGUCACCAUCCGCCUGUUUCAACAGCAGCGGCAGCCAAAAGGCAAUUCUGAAGGAGCAGAAGAUACAGAGGAUGGGGGGCUGAAAGGUGAAAAGAGUGAGACUUUGAUUUCAGAAAAGGCAGUGGACACCCGUAAAAGCACUUGGCACAUCUUCCCUGUCUCCAGCAGUGUCCAGAGACUCCUGGACCAAGGCAAGAGCUCUUUGGAUGUGAGGAUUGCCUGUGACCUGUGUCAAGAGACUGGAGCCAACCUGGUGCUAUUGGGCAAGAAGAAGAAAAAGGAAGAUGAUGGGGAAGGGAAAGAAAAGGAAGCUGGAGAAUUCACAGGAGAAGAGGAGAAGGAACAAUCGCAUCGGCCCUUCUUGAUGAUGCUUGCCCGGCACUCAGAGGAUCGCCAGCACAGGCGGCGGAGACGAGGCCUGGAGUGUGACGGCAAGGUCAACAUAUGCUGCAAGAAGCAGUUCUUUGUCAGCUUCAAGGACAUAGGAUGGAGUGACUGGAUCAUUGCUCCUACAGGUUAUCAUGCCAACUACUGCGAAGGAGAGUGUCCCAGCCAUAUAGCAGGCACAUCUGGUUCAUCAUUAUCUUUCCACUCCACUGUCAUCAACCACUACCGCAUGCGGGGCCAUAGCCCCUUUGCCAACCUCAAAUCAUGUUGUGUGCCCACCAAGCUCCGGCCUAUGUCCAUGCUCUACUAUGAUGAUGGCCAGAACAUCAUUAAGAAAGACAUACAGAAUAUGAUUGUGGAGGAGUGUGGCUGCUCGUAGAUGCUAGUGUGCACAAAGACCCUUCUUGUUAAGUAGAAAAUGUACCAAAAGCCCAAGAAGAGGAAAGACCAUACAUGGUAUAAUCUUUUUUGAGUGAAACAAUCAUCAGAAAUACAAGCAAAAACAGAAGAGAGCAAAAAAAAGGGAGAGAGAAAAAGAAGGAAAAAAAGACUUAUGGAGGAUCAGAAAAUUCUUCACCUACAAAAAAGGAAGAAAACGUCAUGAAGCCGGGCUUGAAUAAGAUAAAUAUAAAUGUUGUUAUGGAUUGGGGAUUUCCCCUUCCUUUCAGUAAGCUCCUUAUCUUGUUACAUAGUAUACUAAACAUUAGUUACUACUAGGGGAAGGGAGUUCUGUUCCCUCCCUUAGUUACCCAUCAGGUCAAGCCAUGGUAGUAGCUCAUCUAACCUGCAGAAAUUUGGACAAAGUCCAAAAGGUCAAUGAAAAGCCAUGUGUAUGAUCACUGCAGUCACUAGCGCUUUCCCCCCACAUUUACAGAGCAACUGAGUAAGUGUGUAGUGUUUGUGUUUGUAUAUAUAUAUGGCUAUGUAUUUACAUACAUGUCUCUAUACAUACAGACACAAUACACAUACAUAUACUUAACAUUGAUCAAGGGUCAAUUGUGUGCAGGUGUGUACACCUUCAUCUUCUGCACUACAUUUACAAAAAAAAAAAAAAAGAAAAAAGGAAAAAAGAAAAAUGAAGAAAAAAAACCGAACAAAAAAUUAAUGAAAGAAUAAAAGUUACAUUCUGUAAAGGUGCUUACAAUGUUAGAACUAUGCAACCUAGAUGGUUUGAAACUGUUUACCUGCGAGAGAAAGAAAAAAAAAAAAAAACAAAACAGAGAGACUUUUUUUUUAAAUGGAAGCAACUUGUUAAAAAAAAAAAAAAAUCUUUGGUGAGAGAUACUUGAAAGGAACAUGUUUGUCCAGUUACUGGAGUCAAACAUUUCUAUAUUUUGUAAAAAAUAUUUUUAAUCGUUUACUAUUUGCACUACAAUGGUGUCUGACCUGUCUAAUCCUUAUUUAACAAAUAUUUGCAAGGGAGGGUGGUUGGGUGUGGGAGGGGUUGAGAGCUGCACUUAUUGUGAGCUAUACAAGAACUGCUACAGCACACAAAAUAGCUAUUUUUAUUAUUAUAAUAAUUAUUAUUAUUUUGUACCUUAAAAUGAAUAGACACAUACACCAAAGACAUUUGUGCAAGCCUCUAUAAAGUCUGUUUGCGGUUGGUACCAUUCAUCUGUAAUGAGUUAGGGUUUGAAUUAAGAGUCAGUGGGUUGAUUACAUUCAGGCUAGAAUAUCUGUUAACCAGUUAAACCAGUUAAAUUCAAAUAGUGCCCUCAACAAAAAAUCGCCAGUUGAAGUAAACCCAGAAAAUCCCUGGGAUUUGGAUCCAAAGUGUUUGGAUCUAAGGUCCAUCUGAGCAUAAUCAUACUGUUGUGUAUGUACAACACUAAACUUUGCCCUGAUGCACAGCAAAUGUGCAUUGUAGGGAAAAAACUUUGUCCAAGGGAUAUACAUAUAUAUGUAUAUAUUUCUGUAUGUAUAUAUGUAUGUAUACACAAGUUAUAAGCACUUCUGGCUUAAUUUUACUGUUUUGAAAACAAUGAAUGUUUGUGUGCAAAGCACAGUAUUUUAUAAGAUUUUUUGUUCCUUACUGCCAAGUGGGAGGCUACAUGUUCAAAAUAGUAUUUGUGCAAAAGAAACCUAAAGUGCUGGUAUUUGUGCAAGAGAAACCUAAAGUGCUGGUAUACACUUAAAAAGUGUUGAUGUAAAUUGCAAGCAGCCUUGGGCCCUGUCCACCAUGCUCCUACAAAUAUACAGAAAAUGGCAAUUGUGGUUGGAUUUCUGUUUGAAGUACAGUCUUUGCUGAAAUACUGGCUUUCUCAACCACCAUCCUCUAGCAUGACAACUCUUAAUGGGUUUGCGUGUUACCUGCAAGACCUAAUUUUCAGUGUCACACCUAACCUGAAGGGUCCAGCCCGUAGGGCAUAGGUAGAUAGUAAUUGUUUUUUAAAAAAUUUUCGCUGUCAUAUUUAAAAGAAUGUUAAACUUACAUUUGUCUUUGGGUAGGGGGAGAUGAUAAGAGGGAAUGGGAGAAACCUUUAGGCCCUGUUUACACUGAGUUUGAUAACCCUGACCCUGAAGCUUCAGACUCUCAUAGGUUUGUUGAAUCAAGCCCCAGUUAGCUGCCUUCUGUUGGGACAGGCUUCUAAAUGCCUCUCCUGGAAAGAAGUACUAACAAGGCUCUCUGUCUUGUUGAGAGCACAGUCUGUAAAAAAAAGAAAAAAAAAAGAAAAAGAAAAAAAAGAAAAAAGAAAAAAAGAUAGCACAAUACAACCCAGUCACACUAGCGAGGGAUAGUGUGUUAGCACCUUCAUGGCGAGAACCAUGUUUGAACAGUGUAAUCAGGGCCUUCAUUUUCUGUCAGCCAAAACUGUUUGUGUGUGCAUGUGUGUGUGUGUGUGUUCUCUGUGUGUGCAUAUGUAUGUGCUCAUGGGCGCAUGUCCGUAUUGGUAUGUAUCUAUAGAGAUAAAAAUGAAAAGGGGAAAAAAAAAGAAAAAAAAGAAAAAAAAAAUAGCCCUUUCCUCUGUUGAAUAGAUAUCAACCUACAUGCAUAUAGCUGUUUUCUAUCUAAUUUAUUCCACAAUAUUUAGAUUGCAUAGUACGGCUAAUGGGUUAUACAUUUAUGUACUUUUUAUACAACACAGUUUUUUUACAGACUUGUUUGCAAUUUGCAAAAAAAAGAAA
This is a messenger RNA of Passer domesticus (house sparrow), 4331 nucleotides long. It is a transcript of the gene INHBA, whose product is annotated as inhibin subunit beta A. Gene Ontology annotation, cellular component: extracellular region. Gene Ontology annotation, molecular function: cytokine activity; growth factor activity; hormone activity. The record is from RefSeq and is a predicted model, not a curated record. The transcript has 2 exons. Bases 310 to 1584 code for a protein of 424 amino acids. NCBI's taxonomy places the organism in Eukaryota, Metazoa, Chordata, Aves, Passeriformes, Passeridae.